Messenger RNA from Galleria mellonella (greater wax moth), 2016 nucleotides. RefSeq names its product odorant receptor 4. Gene Ontology annotation, molecular function: olfactory receptor activity; odorant binding. The transcript is spliced from 9 exons. The record is from RefSeq and is a predicted model, not a curated record. Bases 299 to 1510 code for a protein of 403 amino acids. NCBI's taxonomy places the organism in Eukaryota, Metazoa, Arthropoda, Insecta, Lepidoptera, Pyralidae. Gene Ontology annotation, biological process: detection of chemical stimulus involved in sensory perception of smell; sensory perception of smell. Gene Ontology annotation, cellular component: plasma membrane.
UUCUUCAACAUUUAUUAUUCUUAGAUACGCCCAUUCUACUACAUGUUCAUGUCCGAAAAAAAGUAUUAUAAACCUAUUAAUUUUGCAUUUUGCUAAUUUAAAAAAUAAUUCAAUGUCCAUAAAUCCGAAUAACCACAUUUCAAUCAAAAGCCUAAGCUAGUAGACUUUUAAUAACGAGCAAACAAAACAACUGAAAUAUAUCUACUGAUAUUUCUGAAUACAUAUUUCUUAUAUUUAUCAUUACACAAAUAAAGAAUUAUAAUUAUUAUAAUUUUUUCGAAAAAAAGCAGUAGUUAAAAUGUCAAAUACAGCAAUAUUACAGGCUAAAGUGGAAAUAAACAAUUCUUUAGUUCUGAUCACGUUUUGUAUGAAAUGUAUGGGACUAUCUUUUGAAGAUGCAAAGAGUACAACGACUUAUUUUAUCCAGAAACUGGUACUCCUUCUUUCUGUCUCUGCUGUAUGCUAUCACGUCUUCAGUGAUAUUGUGUACAUAGCCAUCACGUUAGCCAACUCGCCACGAGUAGAGGACGUAGUUCCACUUUUUCACCCCUUUGGAUAUGGUGUUUUAAGUAUCGCAAAAGGGUUUGCACUGUGGUACAAGAAAGAUGAUUUCAAACAACUCAUUGACGAACUCGCUGUUAUUUGGCCGGAUACGAAAUCAGACCAGGAAGCGCAAACUAUUAAAGACAACACACUUGCUACCUUGCUUAUCACCCAUCAAUGGUACUUCGCCAUAAACAUAGUUGGAAUGUUAUUUUAUGGUCUUACUCCAAUCGUCAUUUAUAUAUACGAGCAGUUGCUGGGACAAGAGCCAGAAAUGGGUUUUGUUUGGAUUUGCUGGUAUCCGUUCGAUAAACGGAAGCCCAUUGCACACGUUUUUGUUUAUUUAUUCGAAGUAUUUAUUGGACAAACAUGUGUUUGGGUUAUGGUGAGCACUGACUUAUUAUUUUCUGGAAUGGCGAGCCACAUUGGCAUGCUUUUACGCAUGCUACAACGACGAUUGGAAAACAUAGCAUCAACUGAGCAGACAGAUGACGAAAUUUAUAAAGAUAUAGUCGCAAAUAUUAAACUCCAUCAACGCCUUAUUAGAUACUGCAACGACCUUUCAGAAUCGUUUUCACUGUCGUUUCUUGUAAAUAUUGUGCUGAGCUCGAUCAACAUUUGUUGCGUCGUAUUCGUUAUAGUCUUACUGGACCCGGUAAUGGCCGUCAGUAACAAACUAUAUAUUAGCUCAGUUUUAAUGCAGAUAGGAAUCUUGUGUUGGUACGCCGACCUUAUCAUUCAUGCGAACGCGGACGUCGCCGUAGCAGCGUAUAAUAGCUGCUGGUACCGUACUAAUCCUCGCUGUCGUCGCGCUCUGCUUUUCCUUAUACAGAGAGCUCAAAAACCUAUUGCAUUUACUGCUAUGGGUUUUACGAAUGUGUCACUUGCUACUUAUUCAUCGAUCUUGACUACGUCAUACUCUUACUUUGCCUUAGCUUAUACUAUGUAUAAUAAAAAUUUGAAAUAGUCAAUCAACCACCAAUUUACAAUUACUUAAUAAUAAGUACUUAAUACGUGUUAUUAAAUAUAAUGACAGCAACAACAAUACAAUAAAGAAAAUAUAUCUAUUAAUAGAUUCGUUUGCCACUUGUUCAGGGAAGCAGUUCUCUCUGCCUAACUAGUAAUGAUAGGUACAUAUAGAUCUUGGUGAAAUUAUAGAUAAAUAGGUAAUAUAUUAGAUACUGUAUACCCAUAUUAUUUUUUUUCCUGGUAAUAAAUUGUGCAUUAAGAUCUAAUUAUACAAUUUUCAACUGGUAUUUACAUAUUUCCUUUCACUUCUACCUUUCACUGAAAUUUUGUCCUACUGUUCUUGGGUUUGCUGUUUUCAAAUAACGCUUUGACGCUUUACGCUUAAAAUAUACGUCCUAUUAUAGGUAUUAUGUAUCAUUCGUAUUUCAAAAUUAUAACAGCAAGCUUAUAUAUGUAUCUUUGUUUACAACGUCAUCUAGCGUCACUUUACUAAACAAAAUGUUG